GUCUCACGACGGCGCGAUCAAGCAUGUCGGAGUGCUGAACGUGAUAGAGACGUCCACCGAAAACGACUGUCGGGUUCCAGUGGAUCCACCCCCCAAAAAGAGACGCACUGCAAGUUCCGAGGUCAUAAACCAACGGUCAACCCUUGUUGCCCAACCCAGGAUGCAUGUUUCGCUAAGAGCAACAAAUUGCGACUCUGCUCUGCCCUGCCGAAAGUUUCACCGGGUCAGAUAUCCUUGGGGGCAAUCAUGUUAUUCACACGGUCAAGGCGAAAGAGCCCGGUGGUCAGAAAGUGGGGGUCUGAUGAGUUCAAGGCUGUUCUUCCUUGGAUUACCAAGCUGAGGCAGAAGAAUACCCCUUGGAAAGAUAUUCAACGGAUAUGGCUCAAGAAGUUCGGCAUUCCAAGAACGGUGAAUGCGCUGCGCGGGCAAUGGUAUCGCGCUCAAUGGGGCUGGGUCCCGCAGGUUGGGAGCGAGACAACGCCGCCGGCAGACGUCGAGACAACGGCAGAAACAGAGUCCUCGGAUGACCUCCCACAAGCAACGUCCUGCAGCCCGCAGCAGCCCUCGCGAGCGCGACGGAAAUCCGUGUGGAGUGUCCCCUCGAGCCCUGAGCCGGCCCCCACACCCGAUUCGGAGGACGCCCAAGCACCUCUCGCCGGCGUGUCAACAUCACAGACCCUUCCGUCGACCACGGUCGAGCAGAGGGCAGCGCGGAAGUCCCUGAGCAAGAAUCAAGAAAAUGCUCUGAAGAUUUCACUCGCAUUCAGUAAGUACUGGCUUCACGCCCGUGCCCCCUGUGCGGGCAUCACACUGACUCAGUGCCCAGUAUGUACUCAAAUAUACCAACAAAGACGGGCGAAAAAUAGACGCGAGAAAGACGCAGUCCCUCGGCCGUACGGCCGUAUCGUUUGAAUUGCCCCUCCAGGAAAGGGUUAGGGCCACGGCGUCGUUAUAAUCCAGCGAAGACUCUGCCCUCCGAUUCUGUAGCAAGGGCAUAGCUUUUGAACAUACCUGACCAGAAAGAAAUGUUGCUCUUUAUGGAGAGCGUGGUGGACGCCGGAAUGUCAAUGUAUCACUUGUUGCUUGUUAUCCACCCUCUUUUCUCGCUGUGUUCUUGGAUACCGGGCCAUCAUAUUAGGCUCUUUUCUGUCCUUGUUUUAGUUUU
Molecule: messenger RNA, 1165 nt
Organism: Aspergillus caelatus
Lineage: Eukaryota; Fungi; Ascomycota; Eurotiomycetes; Eurotiales; Aspergillaceae
Exons: 1
Coding region: 247-912 (221 amino acids)
Source: RefSeq, a predicted model, not a curated record